CUCUGCUGUGCACCUUGACUCGCUCAACCAUUCGGGUCUCUGCUUGACCUCUUCAGCCAGAAUGGAUCCUGUGUACGAGAACGAGAACCAGUCAUCAGGUGAAUAUGACCUGACGUACGAGACGCCAUACGCUGAGCCCUCAGACCUGACAGCAGAGUACGAGAACACUGGGACUCGACGAGUACCGACUCCCCCUUCUCUCCCACCACCUCACCAUCCCACGGCGGAGAGGAGAGGCAGUUCCUCCUCUUCCUCAUCCUCCUCAUCUUCCUCAUCUUCCUCACAUGCCGGAGAUGAAGAGAAAGAGGAGAUUGAGGACUUGAACAGGGAGGAGGAGAAAGAGGAAGAGGUGAUGACAAUGGUGGAGGAGAGCAACAAAGAGCUGGAUUGGGAGAGGGGGUCUCCACAGGUGGAGGCGGACAGGGGGAACUCAUCACGCAGGUCCUCAUCUUCGUCAUCAUCGUCUUCAUCAGCCUCUGAGAAGCAGGAACCUGAGGAGAAGCCAGAGCCUGAUAAGGACGGACCUACAGUACAACUUUUUGUUAAGGCUGGGAGUGACGGGGAGAGCAUCGGAAACUGUCCCUUCUCUCAGCGCCUCUUUAUGAUCCUCUGGCUGAAAGGUGUAGUCUUCAAUGUCACCACUGUUGACCUCAAGAGGAAACCAGCUGACCUGCACAAUCUGGCCCCAGGGACACACCCGCCCUUCCUCACCUUCCAGGGGGAGGUUCUCACUGACGUCAACAAAGUAGAGGAGUAUCUGGAGGAGAUGCUGGCUCCACCAAAGUAUCCCAAACUUGUAGCAAAGAAUCGGGAAUCAAACACAGCAGGAAAUGACAUAUUUGCCAAGUUCUCCACUUAUGUUAAAAACACAAGACCGGAUAAAAACCGAGCUUUAGAGCAGAGUCUAAACAAGUCCCUGGCCAAGCUGGAUGAGUAUCUGAUGAGCGCACUACCUGACGAGGUUCAGGCGGGACACCACAGGGGCGAGGGAGAAUCCAAACGCAAAUACCUGGACGGAGACGAAUUGACGCUGGCUGACUGCAACCUUCUGCCCAAACUUCAUGUUGUCAAGGUGGUUGCGAAGAAAUACCGGAACUAUGAGAUCCCGUCUGAAUUCAAAGGGGUGUGGCGUUACCUCGGCAACGCCUACAACCGAGAUGAGUUCACCAACACGUGCGCAGCCGAUGUGGAAAUCGAGCUAGCCUAUAAGGACGUUGCUAAGAGGUUGGGAAAGUGAAUGCAUCACUAACACAGUCACUGUUGUACCUUUAUCUCCUUUUAGAAAAUCUACUAAAUCAUACUGCUGACACACAGCAUACACACUCUUUACAAAGCAUGUGUCGUUUGUAACACCAGUGUGCUGAAAUGUGGUUAAAUGUAGUACAGUGGUGUGGUGUCUCAAAGAAAAGACGAAUGAUUUGUCUUUCUUUUUUUCUUUUUUUUUUAAGUUGCUAAGUAGCAUCUCAAGUCUUAUGCCUCUGUAAAAAUACUGACCAUAAAACAAAGGCUGAAAUUGUUUGGCUAUGGUGAUUAUUCUGCUGAUAAUUCUCUAAACAAAUGACAUGAUUUCUAAUGAGGAAAAAAGUUAGCAAUUGACUGUAAACCCCUCCCCCCCAGUGAUUGUCAAAUCAUAGCUUAGCAAUCGUAACUAUGCUCGGCGGGCCUGUCAAGCAUUGGGUUGUUGAAGUGGCGUGCAUGGGGCUGGGAAGUGAGAUCUAAAUUCCGCAUGUAAAGAGUUUGGAGGUGUCAUUUCUUUAGCCUUUCCAAAAGCAGUAACAAAAGAGCCAAAGUGUAAGGAAUGGAUUAAACAAUGUUUAUCUGCAUUAAAGGGAUGGUUCGGAGUAAUUUCACCUAUAGGGUCCUUUGCACCAUGACCUCGAGCCAAACACCGCCCCCCCCCUCCCUUCCCCCCCACCCCUUUCCUUGGUCUAACAUUGGGCGAGUUAGCGCUAUCAGCCGAAUGGUUAAUGGAACCACAUAUUUUUGUUGUAUCUCUUUUCGGUGUUGUAGUUUGUAGACAUCCCUAAACACUCUCGUCUCACCGCCGGCUGCUCGUAGAGACCAAAGCCAUCAGGCAAGUGUUUAUUUAAAUAAACUCCUGGUGUACUUACAAACUUUCCAAUGCCUCGUUUUAUGAGUACAUAACCUAUUUGUACUACUGUAAAAGUUUGGUACCAUUCUGGGCAUUAUUAGUGAGGUAAUUUACGAGAUACACCUUUGGUUCCAUUAGUUCCUGCAAUAAGCCAUUCGGCUGAUAGCGCUAACUCGCCCAAUGUUAGACCAAGGGAAAAAAACUUCUGCGCGG
Molecule: messenger RNA, 2305 nt
Organism: Perca fluviatilis (European perch)
Lineage: Eukaryota; Metazoa; Chordata; Actinopteri; Perciformes; Percidae
Gene: clic5a
Product: chloride intracellular channel 5a
Exons: 6
Coding region: 62-1237 (391 amino acids)
Source: RefSeq, a predicted model, not a curated record